Messenger RNA from Cloeon dipterum, 563 nucleotides. RefSeq names its product zinc finger HIT domain-containing protein 1. Gene Ontology annotation, molecular function: nucleosome binding. The transcript has a single exon. Bases 1 to 462 code for a protein of 153 amino acids. Lineage: Eukaryota; Metazoa; Arthropoda; Insecta; Ephemeroptera; Baetidae. The record is from RefSeq and is a predicted model, not a curated record. Gene Ontology annotation, biological process: chromatin remodeling. Gene Ontology annotation, cellular component: Swr1 complex.
AUGGUUGCGGAACGAGAGAGCGGUCGUUUGAAAGAGGCAAGCCAGAAGCGCGUCCUCGAUGAGGCGUCUCGCAAGAGGAGGGCCAGGAAGGCAUUGGAGGCCCUGGAGCAGGACAACUUCCACGAUGACCCCCACGCAGACCUGGUCAUGAGCAAGAAGGUUCCAAAAUUCCAGGAAACGCUGGAGAAUAAGAAGAAGCGGAGCAAGCGCACGCAGGAGUGGUUCAAAAUGCGCUUUCGCAAAAACUUUGCUCAACUGCUCGAGGAAUCGAGGUCGUACCGGCCAGAUUCUCCGAAUUACCAGUCUGCGCUUGCACCCCCUUCAAAGCUUCCUGACCGACAUUUCUGCGCCGUUUGUGGUUUUCCCAGCUCGUACACGUGCGUCCAGUGCGGAGCCAGAUACUGUAGCGUCCGGUGCCUCGGAACGCAUCAGGACACGCGCUGUCUCAAGUGGACAGCUUAGAAAAAACUCAAAUUGAUGUUAAUCAUGCUCUAGGUGAGUGGAAUAAAGAAUCAAGCCGUUUGUCCAAUUAAUUUUAAUAAAUUUAGUUCUCUUGGUAAUAA